CGCGGCCGCGGGACCCCUUCCGACGCGGCCACGUUGCCCGGUGAGCCGGCCCGCGGCUCCCGGUUCCCGACGCCUCUCCGCUCGGCUCUCCGCCGGGCUCUGGGACCCGCACUGUCCGUGAGGGGCGACCGUGCGGGGACAGGUCUGGCCGCCCGAGAGCUCCGCGCGCGUCUGCGAUCCCGACGCCGGAGGCCCCGCCCCGCUCCGGAGCUGAGAAGCGGAGCGAGCGCGCCGGGCUCCGGCCGAGCUCGGCUCCGGGCUCAUGCCCUGCGGCCCAGCCGGCCCGCGCCAUGGCCUCCGGGAGCGUGGCCGAGUCCCUGCAGCAGGAGACCACCUGCCCCGUGUGUCUUCAGUACUUCGUGGAGCCUAUGAUGCUCGACUGUGGCCACAACAUCUGUUGCGCGUGCCUGGCCCGCUGCUGGGGUGCCGCGGAGACUAACGUGUCGUGUCCGCAGUGCCGAGAGACCUUCCCGCAGCGCCACAUGCGGCCCAACCGGCACCUGGCCAACGUGACCCAGCUGGUGAAGCAGCUGCGCACCGAGCGGCCGUCCGGCCCGGGCGGCGAGAUGGGCGUGUGCGAGAAGCACCGCGAGCCCCUGAAGCUGUACUGCGAGCAGGACCAGAUGCCCAUCUGCGUGGUGUGCGACCGUUCGCGCGAGCACCGCGGCCACAGCGUGCUGCCCCUGGAGGAGGCUGUGGAGGGCUUCAAGGAGCAAAUCCAGAAUCGGCUGGACCACCUAAGAAGAGUGAAAGACUUGAAGAAGAGACGUCGGGCCCAGGGGGAGCAGGCACGAGCUGAGCUCUUGAGCCUGACCCAGAUGGAGAGGGAAAAAAUUGUUUGGGAGUUUGAGCAGCUAUAUCACUCUUUGAAGGAACAUGAGUAUCGCCUGUUGGCUCGACUUGAGGAGCUCGACUUGGCCAUCUAUAACAGCAUCAACGGUGCCAUCACUCAGUUCUCCUGUAACAUCUCCCACCUCAGUGGCCUGAUUGCCCAACUGGAAGAGAAGCAGCAGCAGCCCACGAGGGAGCUCUUGCAGGACAUUGGAGACACACUGAGCAGGGCUGAAAGAAUCAGGAUCCCUGAGCCCUGGAUCACACCCCCAGAUCUACAAGAGAAGAUUCAUAUUUUUGCCCAAAAAUGUCUGUUUUUGACAGAAAGUCUAAAACAGUUCACAGAAAAAAUGCAAUCAGAUAUGGAGAAGAUCCAAGAGUUGAGAGAGGCUCAGUUAUACUCAGUUGAUGUGACCCUGGACCCAGACACAGCCUACCCCAGCCUGAUUCUUUCUGAUAAUCUUCGGCAAGUACGGUACAGUUACCUCCAGCAGGACCUUCCAGACAACCCUGAGCGGUUCAAUCUGUUUCCCUGUGUCUUGGGCUCUCCGUGUUUCAUCGCUGGGAGACAUUACUGGGAGGUAGAGGUGGGAGAUAAAGCCAAGUGGACCAUAGGUGUCUGUGAAGACUCGGUGUGCAGAAAAGGUGGGGUGACCUCAGCCCCCCAGAAUGGAUUCUGGGCAGUGUCAUUAUGGUAUGGGAAAGAAUAUUGGGCUCUUACAUCCCCGAUGACUGCACUCCCCCUGCGGACCCCUCUCCAGAGGGUAGGGAUUUUCUUGGACUAUGAUGCUGGUGAGGUUUCCUUCUACAAUGUGACAGAGAGGUGCCAUACCUUUACUUUCUCUCAUGCUACCUUCUGUGGGCCAGUCCGGCCCUACUUCAGCCUAAGUUACUCGGGAGGGAAGAGCGCAGCUCCUUUGAUCAUCUGUCCUAUGAGUGGGAUUGAUGGCUUUUCUGGCCAUGUUGGGAAUCAUGGUCAGUCCAUGGAGACCUCUCCUUGAGGAAGUGAACUUGUUGUCUUGAUUCCUGUCCAUCAAAGCUGGGUCCUUACCAUUUCCAUGCCCCUACAGUGAGAGACAAGAUGUCCAUCCAUAGUCUCCACUGCACUUUCCCUUCCCUUGCAGAUUGUGAGAUGUAAUGAAAAGUAUUGCUAUUUCCCAGAAAUAAAAACCAGAUUCCUCCUC
Molecule: messenger RNA, 2015 nt
Organism: Mastomys coucha (southern multimammate mouse)
Lineage: Eukaryota; Metazoa; Chordata; Mammalia; Rodentia; Muridae
Gene: Trim27
Product: tripartite motif containing 27
Exons: 8
Coding region: 291-1832 (513 amino acids)
Biological process (GO): negative regulation of transcription by RNA polymerase II; negative regulation of viral transcription; protein K63-linked ubiquitination
Molecular function (GO): protein binding; zinc ion binding
Source: RefSeq, a predicted model, not a curated record